This is a messenger RNA of Caenorhabditis sp. 36 PRJEB53466, 5882 nucleotides long. Lineage: Eukaryota; Metazoa; Nematoda; Chromadorea; Rhabditida; Rhabditidae. The record is from the annotation of a GenBank genome assembly.
AUGUCGUCGGCGGUGGCUCCGAUAUUCGGCGUGCUCGGCAGCUGCAUGGGAUGCAUGGUCUUCGUGGAAAAUAUUGCAAAGUACGGGUUUCUCCAACAUUUCCGACCAAAAAAAUUAAAGAAAAACUGGCAUUUUGUCAGUGAGACAUAAUUUUCUUAGAUACAUGAAAGGUAGUUUGUACUCUGUGUAUGUUGUGCCCAAGUUCACCCAUUUUUGGUCAUGAAAGUGACAAAAAAACCGGUUUUUCAUUAGAAAAUGCAAUUGUUUUUUGGGUGAUAAUAAUCGGUACAAAGUUAUGUGUUUCUGUGGUUAAUGAAUUGUGGUGUGUGGACAGAGCUGGCCUUGUCCUGGACUUUUGGCCCACUCGCAAUGAUCCGAUCGGGCCCAAACUUUGCAGGCUUCUUGGACUUGGAUUGAAGUGCGUUGGGUCCAAGUUUCAGCCCGAUCCGAUCAUCUGGAAAUCGGAGAAAGCAAAAAAUGCGAUUUUCUACAAGAAUCUUUGCAGACAAGAGCCGGCGGCGAUGAACCUGAUGACGUUCUCCACAUUCCUCUUCAUCGCCACGCACGGACUCAUUUUCACGUCGAAAUUCUUCACGGUCGCCAAUAGAAUUCCACUAAAGUGAGCGCUUUUUUUUUGGGAACAUUCUUCUGUAUUUGCUCGCGAAUUUUCAGAGGCUACGUCUGGACAGUCAGCAUGUUUUUCAUUGUGAACGUCGUCAACAAUCAGGCGCUCAAUUUCCACGUUCCCGUGCCGCUUCACAUCAUUUUCAGAUCGGUAGGCGAUUGGAAAAAGUGCAUGAAGUGUCGUCAGAAAAUUCACAAAAAAUUAUGUUUCAUAAAAACAAUGCGAAUUGAUUCACUCCUAAAAAUGACCAUUUUCCAGGGUUCCCUGCUCGCGACACUCCUCCUCUCGGUAUUCCUGAUCGGAAAACGGUACUCGGCGCGAAAGUACAUCUCAGUGUUCGCGAUCACAGUCGGAAUCAUCGUGUGCACUCUGGCCACGUCGGCCCAGGGCGGCGACUCGGGACUGUCGUACGAGGAGGCGUCGAAGCACUACAAAGAGUGGUCGAUCGGCAUCGGCAUGCUCACUUUCGCCCUUCUCGCCUCCGCCUACCUCGCAAUCUGCCAGCAGCAAAUGUACGAGACGUACGGAAAACACCCCGAUGAGGCCAUGUUCAUCACGGUACGGGUGACGAAAAAGAAACGAGCAAAAUGAGCAAUUGAAAACAGUGAAAGUUCUUCCAGCAUUCAAAUUUUUGCGACUGUGCCCCGAUACUACCUUUCAAUGCCAAAAAUCAGGCAUUUAAUUCGGAGGGUACAAAAAUUAGGGGGUACAAGAGGGUACAAAUUGUUUUGGGGUACAAAAAGUCGAGGGUACAAAAUUUUCGAUUCUAGGGUACAAAAAUUUACCGAUUCAUUAGGCAUUAAUUAAGGGGUACAACUUUUAUGAUUGAAGGGUACAAAUUUCACGAUUUUGGGGUACAACAAUUUUUUCCCCAUUUUUUCAUGGGCAUCAAUUCAGUGAAUGUUUUUAGUUGUUUCACAAAAUUUUUUUACUCCCUGAAUGUUUUGUACUCCGAACCGCUUGAUCAGUUCCAGAGAUGUUUUUUAAAUGAGAUUUCAUGAGACCCUUCGAAGCGUUUUGCUUCCGAUAGACAGUGGUUCAAACGGCGACCCCGAAAGACUUCGAGCCUUGGGUCUGAUGAAAUGUCUAGUUGAAACUUAGACAGCAUAAUAAUUGUAAGAUAAGCGAUGUGAGAGGAACAACAAGGUAGACAAAUCAAUUUAUUGGAGAAAAACUAGCGAAAAAUAACACAGUUAAAAAUCAACAGAAGAGCCAAUGGCAAAAUGCGAACCGUGAGCCGAGCAAUGUAUAUUUUAAGAAGAUGUGAAAAUCAUUCGAGAAAAUCAUUCGAAAUCAUUCGAAAAUCAUUCGAGAAAUCAUUCAAAAAUAUUCGAAAAUAAUGCGAUAUGUAUUUUCAGGGCAAGUAGAUGCUAAAUUGACAAGCAAAAAUGGAAAUAGAGUGAAAUUGUUGAAAAAUAAAAAAAUGAAAAAUUCUGAUAUUCAAUUUAAAAACGAAUGAAAAAAACUGCUGAGAACUUCAAUUUCUAAAAAUUCCAAAUAAUUUUUAGGAUUGUUUGAGGGCCGCGCGAGGCUCGCGGGUCUCGCUGCGAAAAGAGAAAACUAGUCCGCGGAUUGCGCGGCCACAAAAAAAAAUUAAUUUUUUUCCCUAAAUUACAAUGUUUUUACAGCGUUUUAACUCGUUUUGCUAUAAAAUCCGUAUUUAUCUGUGUCAAAUUUCAACAAUUCACUUCAUUUUAUGCGAAUUUCGCAGCAACUUGGCCUAAUUCACUAAUUUCUUCUUGAAAAAUUUGUUAUGUUCCGAAAUUUAAAAAAAAAACACUUUGAAGAAUAGACAGACACCUUUCGUUGGUUUUCAGGGCACUCGGACAAAUGACUACUCAGGCUGAUAAUGAAGACGGCUCAGGUGAUUCAGAACAAGAUCAAUUCUGGAUAACAGGGCCGAUCUUCAAAAGUUUCAAUGUGAAGCGCAUUAAAAAUAUUGUUGAGCAGUGGUACAGCUUCGUCUCAAUUCAGUUGCAUCAGUUUUGAUUUCAGCGUUAACCUCGUUGAUCCGAAACUGUUUCAACUACCAGUUUUUUUGAAACCCCGUGUAUCAAGUUCGCUAAGUUCUCGUUCACAGAUAUCGACGACAAUCUGCCCUGGUGGAAAGCAGAGAAUGGUAAUUUCGUUACUUGAAAUUUAUAGACAAGAACAACUAACAAAACAUUUUAGGAAAGAGGCAGAGGCCACGUCCGAGAACUGUCACGGUAGGUCUCACACAAUACAAGUACUAUAAUUGUGUGUCUCCUUUCCUACCUGAUUUUAAGAAAUAUGUAAGUUUUAUAUCAAUGAUUUCUCCGUAAAAGUGUGCUCACAGGUUGCUUUCGAUGCCGACAAAUCUUAUGUUGUGUUAGUCUAUCUUUCCACAUCAGGAACAGUGGACUACUCGGCACUUGAAGCGUGCCGGAAGCCGAAGAUAAACGGUACCGACUCCAUGAGUUAACAUGAGAAUGACAGUAUUUCCGAUGUUUCAGAAUUUAUGAAAGUUUCGAUGCAUGACGCGCUGGAUGGAAGAAGCGUGAGAGAAGCUCAUCGUUAUCUUCAAGCGCGCUCAAUCAAUGUGAAUGAGCAACAAGUAAGAUUAUGAAUAUGAUUUGUCCCAACGAAUUCUUUUCCAGGUAAGAAAUCAAUUGAAAUAUCAGCCUACCGCCAUAAAGUCGAAAAGAGGUAGAGGUUGUGUAACAACCCCCGAGAGUUUGGCCCAACUUAGUCAUUUAGAUGGAGUUUCCACUUUUACCAGUAGUCAGUUUGCUAAUUUUGAAGGCUUUUGCAUGAGCAAUCCCAACUAUACCACUCAUAAUUUCAGAAAAAGAGUUUUGUAUAGCUUAUGUCGACUUGGACUUAAUCGGCGUUCUGAUUAAAUGUCUACCAUCCGCAGAAGCGGUUGCCGUGUUUAGAGAGUCACUCACCGGAUUUAAUUCCUGGACCGAAUCAGAGUUAUCCGAAUUUUGUGGUAAAACGCGUGUCAAAUAAUUUCAAUGCGAUGACAUUUCAGAAAGACACGCGGCUAAUGCAAACAGUGGAAUCAUCAAAACUAUGGCCGGUCAAAUUCAGAUCGAUAGCACAUUCGACUUAUCUGAUAUGGUUGUGACCACUAUUUCAGCUGAUCUCAGUUGUUAUCUGUAUGUUUCACUAUUGAGAAUAUUGAUUUAAAAUUACCAACACUUCAGAACUAAAUCGAGCGGAAAGAUGAGACAUUCCAUGAUUGCAUUCAUGCUAAGCCCAUCAAAAUGUGCGGAAAAUCACGCCGAAUUCGCAAGGAUUUUGAAUCACACGUUUCUAUCUUGCGAUAUUUCAAAACAGAAAUCUGUUCCAUCAUUAAUCACCGACGGAGAAUCUGGCUUCAAAAGUUACACCAAGGUUACCCAUGGUACAAAUGGCAUGCAAUCUAAGUAUACUUUUCAGAUCGAAUACUUUAGUGAUGCGCAAAUUCUGCGUUGUCUUGUUCACCGCAGAAAAAAUUACGAAAUAGUCAACAAAAAGUUUGCAAUAACGCAGAAGGAGAAAGAGUUCGUGUUUGGAGUGGAUGUCAGUGUCGUGAUACAAUGGGAAGCAGUAUUUCAUAUUUUUUCAGAAAGGAGACGGUGUUGUGGAAGGAGGGAUUUUUAAUGAAGUUUCGCGCGAAAAAAUGAUCCGUCUUAUCGAAUCUUCGAGCAUUGAUAAAGAAAGAAAGAAAUGGCUACUGGAUAGAUCCGAUUCGCUCUAUGAGACUAACUCAUUGCAAAGCCGCCUGAGAGCAGGAUUGCUUCUCAACUAUUCGACAACUAAUAGAACGGAAUGCAUUAAUUCCAGAUUGAAACUUGAAUUCCAGAGAAAAACAGACGGUAAAUCAUGUGCGGAAAAGCUGAUCAAGUUUAUAGAUGGUACCAUCCUUUUUAAUUUACUCGCCUAAAAUCACUUUUUUAUUUCUCAGCUGAAAAACGGGAGAUGUGCAAGGCGAUUUUAGACGACAACAGCGCAGUCAUUUCGUUCGUCAACCACACCAGCUGCAGAAACGCGUCAGCUGAAAGACGAGGAUGCAAACUUUUAGAGUGUGGACUCAAAAACAUGUCCUUGCCGUUUAUCAUGGAAAUUCCAAGCUCUUUAGCACACUGUAUAUAUAUAUAUAUAUUUUGCUAGAUUCUUAAAAUUUACUAAUGUUCUCUUGCAGUAGUCAGUGGAAUAAGCGCGAAGAGUGUGUUUAAAAGGAAGGUUAUCUUUGUUACUGACGAAGAAGCGGCAGUGGAAGAAGAUAAAUCACGAUUCGUACGAGUCAAAUUAGAAGAUGACUGUUAUAAAUGUGGUGAUAAGAAAUGCAGUUCCAAAAGCGACAAUUUAUGCGUUCACAUGUUUGUUAUUGACUUCAAAUAACCAAUCAAGACGCAUUAUUUUUCAGUCUGGCCAUUCUCAUGAAAAUGCCGACGAACCGUUCGAAACUCAUCUACAAAAAUAUGGAAGACCGUAUGAAUCUGAGGACACGGAAAGAAAUUUCCAGAGGUCUCAAUGAUGGAAAAGCAUCGAAGAGAUUUCCCGGCCGACAGUAUUCUACUCAAUCACAUUCGAACGGGAGCCGAACUGUUCAUAGGUUAGAGGGAUUCUUCUCAACUUCUCGUAAUGAUAGUUUCAGUUUUGUGCCUUCCGCUCCUCGGCCUUCGCCUUCAUCUGUCACCGAUCACGCAGAUAGUGACGACAGAACCAUCGGAAAAACAAGUUCAGAAAAGAGCAGAGCGGAUUCGGUCGCUUCCAGCGAUUCAAAUGAAUACGCACUACUCAAUACUUCUAAUGCGUCGGCCGUUGUCCAUCCAGAACUCUCUUUCAACGAACUUGAUGCAACGCCGGAUUUCGAUGUGUCUCAAUUAUCGUCUUCGGACGUUCAACUGCAUGAAACGCUUGCCUCCACCGACAGCUCCGACAGAGAAACACGUUCAAAGAGUGAAAAACGACGUGUCAAAGCGGAUUCGGUCGCUUCCAGCGACUGUGAAGGAUACUCGCCACUCAAUUUAGAGUAAAAACAAAAAUAAUAACAGAAUAAUUUCUUUUUUCAGAAAAAGACGAAAAAAAUUGAGACGGUUUCAAUCUGAACUUCGAAUCGAAAAGAGUCGCGGAUCGCCAGUUCAAAGGUAAUAUAUUCAAGUUACGUACCCUCUGGUUACACAUGUUCAUAACGGCACAAUGAGGUUGAACAUUUACUGAAUUGAACUCUCUUUGCAGAACUCAACGGAAACGAGUGACGAAAAAGAUCGUUCAGUCCGACUUGAUGCACACGAAGAGUUUCUAA